GUUUGCAUUGCCCUUUCGUUUUUCCUGCUUUACAACUAAACUUGUUUCCCUGCAAUUGUACGCACGUAUUAAUGUGAGAUAAAGUUCCCAACCUAGAUGCUACGCCUGCCCCCCGCAGCUGCAAAACGGUUAAACAUGUUGCUUUCUUCAUAACCAUAAAACUUCCCUGCAUCACAGACUCCUUGACCAUCCCUUGCAAGGUUUACGUAUGCUUUGCACUUAUAAAAAGUUGCAUAAAAGCCAACCCCGUAUCUCCCAAGGAGUAAUUAUGUCAAAACCCCACAGCAGCUAGCAAGUACUCAACCCAACAAAUACAAUGGAGCCCUCCACCAAUUGUUCCGCAUGCGAUGCUGGCCAUGACGAUGAGACUAGUUAUUUGAACGUACCCUUGCUACUCCAACCAUCGUACGCUAGAUCAAAGUCCUUGCUCUGCGAUGAGUUGCGCCGCUUCAGAAUAAGCCUCAAGUGGUGUGCACUAGAUCACUCCUCACGCCUAGGCAAAUUCAUAUCCUAUCUCAUGUUUGUCUUCCUCACCGUGGUGCCUAUCAUAAGCUCCCUCUCGGUUCAAGUCCCAUCCUCUUUAGCUGCUGACACCACAGCCUUCAACUUCCAGUGCAGUUUCCUGAGUCAGGCUGGCUUUCAGGCUUUUCACUUAUGCUGCUUCUUCAGAAGAUAUGGUUUGAGGCAACUCUUGUUUCUCGACGCCCUGCAACAAGAUACCACCUUGUCAGACGUGGACACGCGGGAGCUGGACAGGCGUUUCGUUACCUAGCCGCAUUCUUCUACCCUCUUUUUUGUCCAAGUUGCGCAUAAGAUCAUAUUCUUCUCCACCGUGAAGAUAUCGCUGCUAGUUAGCUCCGGAUUCCCAUUGAACUCCAUAAGUGUUGUGUGUGCUGGGUCCUGGGUUUACAGGGGGUGUGUUCUGCUCGUCUGCGUGCUGUUUCGGUUGACUUGCGAGCUACAGAUACUAAUUGAAGGGCUCCACAAGAUGUUCGAGGGGCCCGGGUCCGGGUGUGAUGCUGAUGCUGGGGAAAUAUUUCAGGGGCAUGUUAGAAUCAGGAAACAGUUAUCUGUUACCAGUCAUAGGUAUCGCUUCUUUAUUAUUGCGUCCUUGGUCGUCAUCACCGUAAGCCAGUUCGCGGCUUUGUUAAUGGUUUUGGCUUCAAAAUCAGAAAAGAGUUUUUUCAAUUCUGGCGAUCUCCUGGUUUGUUCAGCCGUGCAGCUGAGUGGCUUCUUCUUGUGCUUGUUGGGUGCGGCGAGAAUCACACAUAGAGCCCAAGGAAUGGCAUCGGUAGCAACCAGAUGGCAUAUGAGCAUUAUUAUAUGUGCAAGUAGUGGCGCAGGAUAGAGCGCAAAGCAGCAGGGGAAACUCCAUAACCCAGAUACCGACGUGACCCCGCAAGCAUCUAAAUCUAAAUGCAACAAUGAAAGCGACUCCGACUCUUCAUCAGAUACACUCAUCAGGCUUUCCACACAACAUCCAUCCAGCUUCCAAACCAGGCAAGCUUUAGUGUUAUAUUUGCAACAUAACAACCGAGGGAUCACGCUGUUCGGAUAUGCUCUGGAUCGUGGAUUGCUUCACACUCUCUUUGCAUUUGAGUUCUCUUUGGUGAUGUGGAUUCUCAGUAAGGUUGUUGUUUUGUCUUAGAAUCCCAGUGCUUACCAGUUACGACUCACUACCAACACCAAAAACCAUAUUAUGUUUAUGUCUCUGAGUGUGCCGAAUUGGGGAUUGACCAGCUUGCACAUAUGAAUGGAGGAUGAUCGAAAUAUUAAAUAGCUCAUGUCAAAAAAUAAAUGCUCCAUAUGCAAUUUCUAUGUAGAAGUAGAACUAAACUAGUUUCAUUGACGUUCGUCUUGACUUAAUCCAUACGGGCAAUUUGCUACUCAAUUACCAUGGAUAGAAACUGAUAGAAAAAUAAAAAUCCAAACCAUCACCUUCCGUUUCAUUCUUAUAGUUAGCAAUCACAAUUCUUGUCUGGGUUAAUCAGCUCCAAUCUUUAGAAUAUUGAGGUGUUGUAAGUACCUAAAGAUUUGCUUCUGGGCCAGAAGCUACCUGUUCUUCAAAUUUUAAACAUUUCCCUACUUGUUCCAGCUCCUUCUUCAUUUCCUCUUUCCAUUUUAUAUAUAUUUUUUUCUAUAUUUCCCUGCAACAUGGUAAGAUUUAGUUACCCAGUCAAUGAAUUUUCAAUACUGAAAAGUUGUUGCCCAAACCAGACUCCAUGGCCCAAUGGAUAAGGCGCUGGUCUACGGAACCAGAGAUUCUGGGUUCGAUCCCCAGUGGAGUCGGUUGACGGCUAUGCCUCGAGUUUUUGAUCUUUUGAAA
Molecule: messenger RNA, 2326 nt
Organism: Theobroma umbraticum
Lineage: Eukaryota; Viridiplantae; Streptophyta; Magnoliopsida; Malvales; Malvaceae
Product: Ras guanine nucleotide exchange factor K
Source: RefSeq, a predicted model, not a curated record